ACCACUUGAAUUUGAGUUCAACGUUGCCUUGGGCGCAGUCGCUUUGUCGAGCGGACCUAUGUCGGGCCUCUUCGGGCCGCACAGCGGCCACCGCCAAAGCAGGCCCCCUUCCUCCCGUGGUGCAAAUAGUGCCAGUUCACGGUUACUGGUGCCAACAGAACAGAGACACGGCGGGAACCGCCAGUCACGGAAUUUUGAAGAUGCAUUGAAUAGCGACGGGACCGUGCACAUCACGCCCAGCGUAGAUGAAGACAAGCUUGGUGUGGUGUCACCCCAAUCCAGCCGACAUUUUGCGGGAGAAACUUCCUUCGUGGAUGAUAGUAUUGACUCGUCACUGACAAUAUCACGGAAUCAUCCUCAAUUAACUUUGCAACCAGCGACACCCAAAGUCGUUCCCCCUACUCCUGACGCGAAUCCCGUCUCUUCGUCCACUUUGAAACCUGCAAAUCCUCAAUCUCCAGAUACUUCUGAUUCUAUGGAAGAGGCGGAAACAGACCCAAAACGACGAAGCUUGCUACGUUCCCCGGGCACGUCCAGCAGUCCUGAUCUUGCAACCCUGGUUCAAAAGGCGAAAGAACGUGGCGGCAUUGUUGGUGUAAACAAGACUCCUGUGGGUUCCAAAGCCUCUUCAGCACUCCAAGUGCCGGAACCCAAGACCAUUUCGGUUGCGCCAUCGAGUUACAAAUAUCCCGCCCUCCUCACUCCCGCUUCCAAUCCACGCAAUAGAGCGGCGUCCUCAACUUCGUCGUUUUCUAUCAUUUCACCUGACCCUCUGUCACCAUGCCCAUCCCGCAUAGAAUCAACCCAUGGAAAGAAAAGUGGAAAAUCCUCUCUCAUCUCAAUACAGAACAAUGCAUCUAUGCUCUCGUUAAACUUCGGGUCCAAGGAUAAAGAUUCAAAGUCCUCCAUGCGGGCAAAGACAGGAGCGUUUUUCAACAAGUUGAUACUAAGCAGCAGCGCGAAAGACAAGAAACGUUCCAAUUCCGUCACGGUACCUAAUUCCCCCAGUGCCCGCUCCUCUUCGCGCAGUCCUGUACCCCCUCUUCCCACAACAUCUCGGUCUUUCUCCUCGAUGCAAUCUAACGAUGUCUUCUCAUGCCCUCCCUCUACGGGGCCCAAGCAGCUUCCAACAAUUCGCGCUUCAGUCGAUUCCAGAGUUUCGGAGGAUGACAGACCCUUGUUCCCUCCGAGUUAUGCGCCUGUGUCUUCAUUGCCACGUGCUGUCGAGCACCCGCAAAAUGCCACAAUCAAAGCUGGGCGACGGCGAAGCAUGAGUGUUGGUAGCAUUGACGUUUCGAGGCUCUCUCCUUUUGACACUUCGGGCAGAAAGUCAGGGGAAAGCAUAAAGAAGGGAAUCACAGACUUGGGGGAUGUUGUUAUAGCUACGGAUGACUUUAGAUCCGCUUUCAAAGGUUUAGCUCACCCUAUCACCCCGCGAAAAAGCGCCUUUGAUCCUCGGCCAAGCAUGUCCUCAGACAGGUCCAGUCGCACCUGGAAACCAGACGGUUCCGAUCCCAGCAGUUCUGGGAAGACUGAUCCUGGCGCUCGAACACCUCCCCAAGCAGCUUCAUUAUCCGAAACUCCAGAUGAUUUCGGCACAAGACCAUCUCGAGUAACUUCCAGAAAUUCAGAUGAAGAUAGCUUCUACACACCUUCAUCUACUCCGGCAAUCACCGUCCAUUUGGCUACACCCACCUCUUCUCAAAAUGGACAUAGCGAUUCGUCUGAUCAUUCCAUGGCAGGCGAAACGACCAUCACAGCGUCUCCUCGGCCAACAAACCUUCGCCUCCCUCAGCGGAGCCCCAACCCGUUUCAGACUCUGUCCUAUCAGUCAUCUCCCUCUUCUGCGUCUGCAUCGCCAAAUCCGCGGGUCGCUUCUCUUCGAACCUAUCGCCAACCUCCCAACCGUUCAGUCUCGAAUGCGACAACAUCGUCCGUGCAAUCUGCACCUCUUACCGGAAGUCGCCCUCUCACUCCCCGCAGCAGCACGGACCCACGCUCGCCAUCAAGGGAUGCACGGGUUUCCCGAAUCCAGCCACGUCAUGCGGCCUCUGCUUCCGAACCUAUUCUCGUGGAUGAGAAGCCUGUUAUCACAGAGGAUGGUUUCCUUGCCUCGGGUCACCGUACCAGUAAUGGCGCAGUUGGAUUAGACAGAAGAGGCUCGACAUAUUCACACCCUAGCUCGAUGGCUUCGUCUUCGGAUCUAAACUCGUCAAGGUACCCUUCUUCAACCAAGAUUCAUCUGGAACCAGAAGAAUUGGAAGCUAGGGCAAAGGAGUAUGCAGCGAAAUGCUGGAAUGAGGAUAUGGGUUUCCUAGCAAUGGAAAAGAUUGCAGAGUGGCUUGGUGGAACCGACCCUAUUCGAAAGCAAUCCUUGAAGUACUACAUGGACAACUUCGAUUUCAAAGGCAUGCGGUUGGACAAUGCUUUCAGACGUCUCUGCAAUAAACUUUAUUUAAAAGGAGAAGCACAGCAAUUGGAUCGCAUUUUAGAGGCGUUUAGUGUGAAGUUUUGGGAAUGCAAUUCCCUCCCCGUGUAUCAUAGUACUGACGUCGUGCAUGCGGUCGCUUACGCUUUAUUGCUUCUAAACACGGAUCUUCACAUUGCGGAUUUGCUGACAAGAAUGUCUCGGGCCGACUUUUUGAGAAACACCCUCGCUGUUGUUCAGCCUUUGCUGAAUAAACCUGCAGAACAAACAGCGGACCGGCCAGAAUUGCGGAUGUCAGAGACUGAUGAUGAUUCUGACACUGACACGGAAGACGUUCAGGAGCCAACCACAUCUUCCCGCGCCUCGCGCAGUCGAGCGAAGCUCAGGACAGGAAGUUUGGCAAGUUGGAAGAGCUCGUCAAACCCAUCUCAGUUAGCGAUUCAAUCCACCAAUGCCCCUAACCCAGCUGAAGAAAGUCGAGUUUCCCUUAAUUUACCGCUCGGUUCAUACUUUGAUUCACCGGGACGGCGUCCAAGUCGCGAUAUCGGAGCAGCGCACUCUGGGACUAAGGCAUUGGAGGCGGAGCUGGAGACGUUGUUGAAGGAUAUGUACAAUUCUGUCAAGGCUCAGCAGAUUACACAACCUGUUCUCGGGAGUGCUCCUGGCUCAGCAUCUUCACUUGCUCCAGGAUCGCCUAUGUCGAGGAGCCGGAGUCAGCGUGGUUAUGGUGGCCCACCUGACCGUAUGAAACGAGGAAGUAUCCGUGGUCUGCAAACAUUGCUUGGUUCUCAAAGCCCGUACGGCAGUAAUAGCAGCAGCAGCGUCGACGGACGUAUCAGCCCCUCGCCCAGUUUUGCCACCUCCGCCGGGGAUGGAUUCUCGGCAGCCAGUUCUACCUUGUUCACUCCCACCCUAGGAUUUGCAUCUAAUCUGUCACAUUCCAUCAUUAAGGAAGCACAAGAGGAUGAUGGACGCAGCGUUCGCAGCGCCGUCUCAGAUUCAUCUAACGUCAGCAUUUCGGACGAAGAACUUGCGCUUCUAGGUGCUCCUUGGGCAAAGGAAGGCAUGCUCUGCCGGAAGCAGUAUUGGGAGACAACAAAGCGCCGAGCAAAGGAUAAGUCUUGGAUGGAUGUGUUCGUAGUUAUACAGAAGGGAACGAUGAGCAUGUUUACUUUUGGUGGCCGAGGAGCCUCAGGGGGAGCUGGAAUAGGUGUUGGCGGUGGAAACUGGCUGGCAAAUGCGAACCCCAUGGGAGAGUUCACCCUCGCUCAUUCCUUGGCUCAUAGCCUUCCUCCGCCUGGUUAUAAUCGCCAGAGACCCUAUUGCUUUGUCUUAACGCUUGGUUCCGGGGCCGUCUUUUUCUUCCAAGCAGGUACAGAAGAGCUAGUGAACGAGUGGGUGUCAACAUGCAACUACUGGGCUGCUCGACAAUCAAAAGAGCCUCUCUCGGGUGGUGUAUCCAAUAUGGAGUAUGGUUGGAACCGCCUUUCGAAUCAAAACGAUGAUGACGCGGCGAAUGACCUCCGGGCUCAAAAAGAUCGUACGGAUACGUUUAGCAUCCGGAGUGGAAAGAGUGCUAAGCUGUCUAAGAGAAGCUGGGGCGACCUUCCGGGGACAGUACGCAGUCCCCACCAUUAUAUUCCUCCAGACCGGAUGUUCAUCCACGACUGGCGACCACCUCUCCCUCCUGCCCUGGCGAGUACGCAUGACGAGGAGACGCAGCUCGAGGCACUACAGAAACAAGUGGUUGUGCUGAAGAAAGAGCUCGCGCAGCAUAACGACCUCCGAAGUCCAAUGCAGGAAUUAUUCACUGGACGCACCAACAACACGACAAAAGCGCUAAAUAACUGGGAACAGAAAUCCAAAUACCUUCUUGCUGAGAUCAUCAAAUAUGAAUCAUACGUGGAUUCACUGCAACAAGGCAUGACCCUACGCUUGAAGAAGCGCGGUGAGAAAGUACUAGAGAAGGCUCUUGUCACUCCCAAUCCUCACGACGAUUACGGUGAUCAUACGCUGGCGUCUUCAUCCCAAAAUAGCCGCGUGACAAAUAGGGGCGUACCGAGAGAGGAAACUAUUCAAGAGGCGGAGGAACCACUAACGCCAGGACCUUUAUCGAAGUUCGGUGCGACUUGCCACCGGAAAGAAUCCGCGGAUACGGGUCACUAGUUAGACACCAAAUUCUUGGGACGAGUUCAUUGUUACAUUCGUUAAUUAUUCCGUGACAAUAUUAUCUCGUGAGAUUUGCACACACAACUUUCUUUUUUCUUUUCUUUUCGAGUUGAUGCAUAACGGCACUCGUUUGUAAACAUAUAUGCUAUACCCUCCCCACCCUCCGUCCUCUGAUUGAUUACGAUUAUCACGACUACGAUUAAACUAAUUCAUUCGACGCAGGUUACUUUUUUUUUGCACUUGACACGACAACCCAAAGUGGACGGGGUUUCGACUCCGUAGCCAGGUCUUUGGCAACCAAGUUACGUACGAACAUCAUUCACUGAUUGAGAAGUCUUUCCCUUCAUGAUAUCUGCAGAUUCAGCGUAUACUAGAUCCU
Cantharellus anzutake is the source of this 4976-nucleotide messenger RNA. RefSeq lists its product as uncharacterized. The record is from RefSeq and is a predicted model, not a curated record. Gene Ontology annotation, biological process: regulation of ARF protein signal transduction. Gene Ontology annotation, molecular function: guanyl-nucleotide exchange factor activity. Lineage: Eukaryota; Fungi; Basidiomycota; Agaricomycetes; Cantharellales; Hydnaceae. Bases 59 to 4594 code for a protein of 1511 amino acids. The transcript has 12 exons.